Molecule: messenger RNA, 1214 nt
Organism: Capsella rubella
Lineage: Eukaryota; Viridiplantae; Streptophyta; Magnoliopsida; Brassicales; Brassicaceae
Product: vesicle-associated protein 1-3
Exons: 7
Coding region: 159-977 (272 amino acids)
Biological process (GO): endoplasmic reticulum membrane organization
Cellular component (GO): plasma membrane; endoplasmic reticulum membrane
Source: RefSeq, a predicted model, not a curated record
UCUCUUUUUUUUUUUAGUUUUUGUGUUAAUUGAUAUCGUCUUCCUUUCUGAUCAAAAUCAAAACUUUUGUAAUUGUAAAGUAGAGACAACCUUCACAAACCCUAAAUCAAAAAAGAAAAAUCGUGAGGGUUGAGGGUUGGGGUGAUCAUCAAUUCAUCAUGACAACCGGAGAUCUGGUGAAUAUCCAUCCUACAGAGCUCAAAUUCCCUUUUGAGUUGAAGAAGCAAAGUUCGUGUUCGAUGCAAUUGACCAAUAAGACUACUCAAUGUGUCGCUUUUAAGGUGAAAACAACGAAUCCUCGCAAGUACUGUGUCCGUCCGAACACCGGUGUUGUCUUACCCGGUGAUUCCUGCAAUGUUACAGUGACGAUGCAAGCCCAGAAAGAGGCACCUCUUGAUAUGCAGUGCAAAGACAAGUUCCUUGUUCAGACUGUUAUUGUCUCUGAUGGUACUACUUCCAAAGAUGUCCUCGCUGAAAUGGUCUCUCCUUCUCUCUCGAAUCUCACUCAAAGCUUUGCCCUUUCUUUUCUUUUAAUUGAUAUUGUUGGUGCGUCUUCUUCUUCUUCUUCUUCUUCCUUGCAGUUCACCAAGGAGGCGGGUCGAGUUAUUGAGGAUUUCAAAUUGCGGGUUGUUUACAUCCCUGCCAAUCCUCCUUCACCCGUCCCUGAAGGUUCUGAAGAAGGCAACUCUCCUAGGCCUUCCCUCAACGACAUUGCCUCUCAAUCUACCUCUCUUUUUGAUGACGUGUCCAGAACGUUUGAAGAGACAAAUGAGAAAUCUUCUGAGGCUUGGUCCAUGAUUUCCAAAUUGACCGAGGAGAAAACUAGUGCUAUCCAACAAAGUCAGCUGCUUCGACAGGAACUGGAAUUGCUGAGGCGAGAAUCGAGCACGAAGCAGUCGGGCGGUCAUUCCUUGGCGUUGAUGCUGCUGGUUGGUCUGCUUGGUUGCUUUAUUGGCUACAUCUUCAACCGGACAUAGACUCUGUGGGGUUAGCUUCAUCGUCCUCUCAAUCAUCAAUUCUUCCAAAGUUCUAAACAUUUUUUAUUAUUAUUUUAAAAGAAAAAUAUAUAUAUUUUUGACCAGAGAUUUCUUAAAAUUCUGAGUUGUUUUUUUUUAAAAAAAAUUAUUUUUAAGCUGUAAAAUCAGUAGCUGUAGCUCAGGAACAGGGUGAUUUUGUGACUGUUAUUGAUUUAUAAGCACACUUUUGACGCUGUA